GUCAGGGGGUCUGUGAGUGGUUUUUUGUGGGUUAAAUAAACACUGUUCUAGGGUGAUAAACAACAACAACAACAACAAUUCAUACAGUCAGGUGAUUACACCCUCAUGCACUCUACAAUCUUCAAUUUCUGCCAAAUGAAAAGAAUUUCACAAAACUUUAAAUCUGCGUUCUUUGCAGCCUGACAUUAUGUUCCCACGACAUAGUUAAGAAAAAAUAGUUUUGGUAAAGCCCAAAUCAAGGUUCGGCUCAGGGUUACGCCCAUACGUAGUCUGAAUGUAAGUCAAAUGUCCUCUGAAGUCAUGGAAACCAGACUGUGUGUGUGUGUGUGUGUGUGUGUGUGUGUGUGUGUGUGUGUGUGUGCGUGUGUGUGGGUGUGUGUGUGUGUGUGUGUGUGUGUGUGUGUGUGUCAGGAUGGAUGGUCCCUCCAAGUCCUCGCAGAAGUACCUGCUGCUGCAGGUGUGGUGUGCUCUCCUCACCGUGGCCAUGCUGAUCAUGGCUGCCUUUCUCGCUUCAAUCAAACCCCAGUUGACUGAGGUUAGUUCACAGGUUACACAACAAAAGCACACCUCUCUUUUCAUAUUCAUUCAUUCAUUCAUUCAUUCAUUCAUAGUCCAUGACAGAGUUUCUACAGCGACGCCUGAAAAUGUCAGUCCAACAAUCAGAAGGAUCCUCACUCUCAUACGUCCAGUUAGUCAAGGAAAGUGUUUCUGUUGCAUGUGUGAGACUAAAGAGACAUGUGUGCUGUCUCCUGCAGCUGUGGACGGUCACUCCUGGGAAGAAUCUCCUCCCUGUCAUUCCUGUUCCCUCUCUCUACGCAACGACUCCAUCCACUUCACGGAAAGCAGCCUCUACUUCCUCUACGCCCAGGUCACCUUCACCAACCGACCCAAAAAUCGAAAUCAGACCAGAUCUCUGAUUUUGAUAAGAAACCCCGUAUUCGGCAGAAGCCUGAGGAAACUGGUUGAGGGGAGAUUUCCUGCUACGACAGAGAGUUCAGUGUGGGUGGCCAAGAUUGUCAGGCUCAAGGAGGGAGACAGUGUCAGCUUAGUUACCUCAGAUGAUUUACUUAAUGACAGCACAUUCUGGGGAGCCUAUAAACUACAUUAGCUCCCCAGGUUUUACAAUAACAUGCUGUUUCCCCUGAUGGCUGAUGUAUUGUUAGCAGGUAAACUAGGUGCCAUUACUGCAAUUUGACUUACAAGCUCCCCUAAGAAUGUCGAGAAGAAAGAAGUUUUGUACUUGGAUUACUUUUGAAUCCUACUGUACAGGAAGUCAUGGAUAACCAGCACUUACCUCCACUGGCAAGUGAUAAAACAACUUCUUUCCUUCAUGAAGAGUGUGUCUGUGGACCAGUGUGCACUUUACACAGGUUCCCCACAUCCUCGACCCAUUUUUAAUUCACGCAUCUGCUGUGUAAUAAUAUAAUAUAUCAACUAGAGAUGCACCCAAAGUUCAGCCAACGAAACACACGACCGAAACAGGAUGUUGUGAUGACUCGUGCAAAAACUGAAACUCUAUCCUCGCUUAGAGUCUGUCCAAGAUCAGUUUGAAACACCAAUAAAAUGGUUCCAACAAGAUGUGAGUACACGGUGGAACAAGAUCUAUGAAAUGCUGGAAAGCCUCUUAUUAAUGACGAGGCAUGAACGCCACAGGUGCGGAAGACAAGGGAAACUGGAGCGAUGGUGGACAGCGAAAGGAAGAGCAGUGUUUGUUUACUAUGGAAGCUGAAGUGAAGCGUUUUUUUCUGCUUCUACUUCUGGAGAAUGUGAAAAUAGUCUAUUCUGACUGAUGCACUUGUAAUCGGAUCAUUUAAUGCAUCCAUGGAAACGAUGGGAUUGUAAAUUCCAAUUUUUCAGAAUGAAGAAAGUUUCCACGUGUAAACUUAGCUCAUGUCAUCUCAACUGAUUCCCUGUGAUUGAGUGUGAA
Molecule: messenger RNA, 1927 nt
Organism: Solea solea (common sole)
Lineage: Eukaryota; Metazoa; Chordata; Actinopteri; Pleuronectiformes; Soleidae
Exons: 5
Coding region: 413-1108 (231 amino acids)
Biological process (GO): immune response
Cellular component (GO): membrane
Molecular function (GO): tumor necrosis factor receptor binding
Source: RefSeq, a predicted model, not a curated record